CUUAUGAUACCUUAACUAUUGGGCAGAUUGGCAAGGACUACAGGACCAGUGCCAAUUUCUAACGCUGUUAACAUAGGGAAGUGCACUGUAAAACGUUGAACCUAAUUCAUACAUCUUAGUAAACAAUGCUCUCUGUAUGGUGAAAAGUAUGACUGAUAAGGUUUAACAUUUGGAGGUUACAGUGGGACAGUUGGAGAGAUAUUUACUUUAAAACUAGGUUAGGUCACAUCUCCACAUAGGCCUGUACACACAACAGUCUAGUGUAUUAGCAGUCAUCAGUUGGGGAUGUGCAUUUUCUUCAACAAGGUUGCUAACUAGGAAGGCAUUUAGACAACACGUUGUGUCCCAAAUACGUAAUAUUGACACCCUGUCAAAAACAAGAUCUGUGUUGAAGCCAAAUAUUGCCGGACUUAGGACUAGAACUGUAUCUUCAACGCUUGUCCGAAGUUUUGAUCAGACAAGAAUUAUGGAAGCUGAUCCAGGAGAAGCAAUGGAAGGUGAUGCGAGACAAAUAUUCCAGGCUGCUGUUGAGUCGGUGAUGCCGAGACCGAUGCUGGAGAGAGAAGUGACGUACAGAAAGGAGACGAGGACUCUGUGUGUGGGGGGCAAGGAGUAUCAGCUGCAGAAGAAUGUGUUUGUUGUUGGCUUUGGUAAAGCGGUCAGCGGUAUGGCGCGAGUUGUGGAGGAAAUGCUGGGUGAUCACAUUGUGAAGGGCAUUAUUAGCAUUCCCAUUGGGGCAACAGAGCAGUUAAAGAAGUUAAAUAAACAUGACAUGCUGUUGGAGGCGAGCAGUAAGAUCACAGUGUACGAGGGAGCCAAGGAUAACCUCCCAGAUGAAGACUCUCUCAAGGCUGCUGAAGAAAUCCACAAACUGGUGUCAGCAUUGGGAAAAGAUGACAUUCUCAUUGUGCUUGUAUCAGGUGGCGGAUCAGCUCUGCUGCCUACCCCAUGUCCCCCUAUAUCGCUGGGGGAAGAGAUGGAGCUGACGCGUCUACUGGCCAGCAAGGGGGCGACCAUUCAGGAGCUCAACCUCAUCCGCUCCAACAUCGAGGUUCUCAAAGGUGGAGGACUUGCUCUGGAAGCCAGACCUGCCUCAGUGAUAUCUCUCAUCCUGUCCGAUGUUAUUGGAGACCCCCUUGACUUCAUUGCCAGCGGUCCCACUUUCUUCAGUGCCACUGAUGCCAGCCAGUGCAUGCAUCUUUUCAAAACAUUCAACAUUACAGACCAGGUUCCCAAGUCAGUCUUAGAAUUCUUGGAGCGACGGAAGAAAGUGAAAAAAAUGCCCAUAACAGUUGACAGCCCUGAUUUUGAACAUUGGGCAUGGGUUCAGAACCACAUUGUUGGAAACAAUACCAUAGCAACAUCUACCGCAGGCAGCACAGCUAGAAACCUGGGUUACCUCCCUUUAGUUUUGUCAACAUAUUUAAGUGGGGACACCAGAGAAGUUGCAGCCAUGUUUGGGAAACUGGCCAAAUAUGUCCUACUGAUAUUCAGACGGAACUCUAAAGAAUAUAACCCUGUGUUGGCAACGCUGGAAGUUGAUCUGGUUCGAACAGGAAUCAGCAAAGAUAAACUGAAUGAGGUUGUCACUUUAGUGGAGAAAGGUAAGAAUAUGCAGAAAGGGGUUUGUAUUAUAGCAGGAGGGGAGACAACUACCCUGGUGAAGGGCAGUGGCCUUGGAGGAAGGAACCAGGAGAUGGCGCUGGCUAUUGCUCCAUAUCUGGCCGCCCUGAAAGGAGACUCUGUGUUCAAGACAUAUAGUCAGAUCUGUUUCCUGAGUGCAGGCACUGAUGGACUUGAUGGACCCACAGAUGCUGCAGGGGCGGUGGUUGAUAUGGAUUUUACCCAAAUCCUGGCUGAGGAGGGAAUGUCGCUGGACGAUUUCUUGCAGAAUAAUGACUCUUAUAAUCUGUUUCGUAUAGUCCGAAAUGGGUCCAAUCACAUUAAGAUUGGCCAUACUGGGACGAAUGUAAUGGACAUCCAGAUAUUGUUGGUGAAGCAUUAAUUUUAGUGGCAGGAUUGAUUGUGGUUUUCCAGACUAUGUCAUGUUUAUUCCAGAUUAUGUCAAAGAGGACAGGGAUUUCUUUAGUGUUUGUGUUAGGUCUCAGUUCAGUAAUGUUCUUCCCCUAAACUGCCUCUGAUGUGUGUGAGUGAGCAGGGUUUUAUGCAGAUAUUUUGGCCAAUGUUGUAAUGGCAUACCCUCUGGUACAAGGGUGUCCCAGUGGUCAAAUUCUCUUUGCAGAGUUGGGUCACUUUGGCAUACCAAUAAUUGAUGAUCAUGGGUUCGAAUCCCAUAUGCAACCGCAUUAUGGCUCUGAAACUGUCCCCAUCACACCCAUUGAGACAAAGUAUCAAGUUAUCUGAACUUUGUUUAGGUUUUGUGCAAUGUCAUUGUCACUAGAAUGGACAAGGGCAAUUUAUUAAGAAAAGAGGAGGAUUUUGUCCAAUACAGCUUUAGAAAUUGGCACUCGUCCUGUAGUCCUUGCCAACUGCCCAAUUGUUAAGGUAUCACAAGGACUUGUAGAAAUUUGCCCUUUUUAAAGGUUUUGCUAUAUGUUAUCAUUGUAAGGACUAGUCGGCUGAAACUGUUAGUUUCUGUCGCUGCAAUAUGAUGUAAAAACUGUAUAACAAACAACCAAUCUCAGUAAGAUCCAAUCUCUCACUUUAUAGGAUAUCUCUUUGCAUGAAGAUCUGACAACACCUCCAUAUAAGGUCGCAUCAAGUGAAACCUGAGUGAUCUUUGACUGCCCAAUGUAAAGAAAGGAUGUAUGGGUUUUUGAGACAAUCAAAUCUCAGAUUUCUGAAACGAUUAAGCUUCAUUUCUUUACAACCACGAUUCUGAAAUUUCCACCAAAAAAGAAGACCACCACAGAAUACAAUUUGUCCCUCUAUUGUAACCCUUUGGGGUGUAGAUGCCAUGUUGCUCAGAAAUGAGAGUAUGUAUUCCAUAUCCACAAUCAAAUAAUAGUGUGGAUUGAUGUUUUUGCAUUCAGAAUUCCCUGAUAUUAUUUGUUUUCAAGAUAAAAAAUCAAAUAUGCUGGUCUCAAUGCUACUGCGAAUUUCAAAGCCUCAACGAUGGUUGGCUGAUUAGAACCAAUCAUCUGAUGCGGCCUCCUUUGGAGGAUUCAUGCAAGGAGGUAUCAUAUCUUUGUGAAAGAUCUGAUUUUAUUGAUACUGACAAACAACAAAUGUAACCAGUGUAUUUAGCAUUCUUGUUGAAGUCAUGUCUUUGGGAAUUGGCAAUGACUUAUCCUGGAUCUGACUGUCAAUGGUUUGUGAUAAUGGUCAGAAUCUAUGGUGCUAUGUUUGUAAUCAUGUACUUCCGCUGAAUAUUUUCGGCUAACAAAUUUUCAGGGUAAAAAAUCCAUUGCUAGCUUCCACUCAUAAGCAUAUAUAUAUAUACCCAGGAAUACAUGAUAAACAUGCAAAAAUAAAACAAUGAUAUUAAUGUCAUCAUUAUAAAUGUUACAGCUAACUUUCGUAAUGUACAGUAAAACCUUAUCAAUUUUGAUUGUUUCCAGCAAGAAAUGUCCAGAUUAUUAAAUUUGCAGAUAAGAAAUCA
This is a messenger RNA of Haliotis rufescens (red abalone), 3562 nucleotides long. Its product is annotated as glycerate kinase-like. NCBI's taxonomy places the organism in Eukaryota, Metazoa, Mollusca, Gastropoda, Lepetellida, Haliotidae. Gene Ontology annotation, molecular function: glycerate kinase activity. Gene Ontology annotation, cellular component: cytoplasm. Gene Ontology annotation, biological process: protein phosphorylation. The record is from RefSeq and is a predicted model, not a curated record. The coding region runs from base 467 to 2005 and encodes 512 amino acids. The transcript has 5 exons.